This is a messenger RNA of Pistacia vera, 3364 nucleotides long. RefSeq names its product 4-alpha-glucanotransferase DPE2-like. NCBI's taxonomy places the organism in Eukaryota, Viridiplantae, Streptophyta, Magnoliopsida, Sapindales, Anacardiaceae. The record is from RefSeq and is a predicted model, not a curated record. Gene Ontology annotation, biological process: carbohydrate metabolic process. Gene Ontology annotation, molecular function: 4-alpha-glucanotransferase activity; starch binding. Bases 174 to 3080 code for a protein of 968 amino acids. The transcript has 23 exons.
CUCUUUGUUUGUUUCUUUGAAUCCAAACAAAAAUUCAUUCCCAUUAGCAUAUUCUCCUCUCCUUUAAUUUUAGACCCACCAUUGCUUUGAGGAUACCUUGAAGCAUUUAUUGCGCUUUGUUCUAGUAAAGAUUUUGAGAAACCUGAUCUGGGUCUGCUUCAUUUUUGGAAGAAAUGGUGAAUUUGGGAUUGCUUUCUGGAACCAAAUCUGUGAAAUCACCGAGGGUAAACUUUAGGAUACCGUAUUAUACUCACUGGGGUCAGAGCCUGAUUGUUUGCGGCUCUGAGCCUGUGCUUGGUUCAUGGAAUGUGAAGAAGGGCUUUUUACUGAGGCCUGUUCAUGAAGGUGAUCAGCUCAUAUGGUGUGGAAAUAUUGCAGUUCCAAGCGGGUUUUCUUGUGAGUACAGUUAUUAUGUUGUGGAUGAUGAGAGAAAUGUACUGAGAUGGGAGAUGGGAAAGAAACGUAAACUGUUGUUGCCCGAGGGUAUUAAGGAUGGGGAAGUAGUUCAGCUUCAUGAUCUUUGGCAGACUGGUGGUGAUGCUCUCCCUUUCAGAAGUGCCUUCAAAAAUGUCAUCUUUCGCCAAAGCUUGAGUUUGAACAUUGAGAGACCUGAAGGGCUCAUACAUGAUAAGUUAGAUGGGGAAGAUUCGAUCCUUGUGCAUUUCAAAAUUUGCUGUCCUAAUGUAGAAGAAGACACUUCAGUAUAUGUGAUUGGUAGCACUUCAAAGUUAGGGCAGUGGAAGAUUGAGGGUGGACUCAAACUUAGUUAUGCUGGUGAAUCAAUCUGGGAAACAGAUUGUGUAAUGCAAAGGGGUGACCUUCCCUUUAAAUAUAAGUAUUGUAAAUAUGGAAAAACAGGAAGCAUUUCUUUGGAAACUGGUCCCCACCGGGAACUGUCCGUUGACUCCUCUAACAAUCAGCCAAGAUACAUCUUCCUUUCAGAUGGCAUGAUGCGGGAAAUGCCUUGGAGGGGUGCCGGUGUUGCAGUCCCCGUGUUCUCUAUUAGGUCAGAAGCCGAUCUUGGUGUUGGAGAGUUUCUUGACCUGAAAUUACUUGUUGAUUGGUCGGUGGCGUCUGGGUUCCAUUUAGUUCAACUUCUACCAAUCAAUGAUACAUCUGUGCAUAAGAUGUGGUGGGAUUCAUAUCCCUACAGCUCACUUUCUGUAUUUGCGUUGCAUCCUUUGUACCUGAGAGUAGAAGCACUUUCUCAAAACAUGCCAGAGGAUCUCAAGAAAGAAAUUGAGAAAGCAAAAGUGCAGCUAGAUUUAAAGGAUGUUGAUUAUGAGGCUACUCUGGCUACUAAACUUUCAAUUGCCAAGAAAAUUUUUGACCGAGAGAAGGAUUUAAUACUUAAAUCCGAUUCCUUUCAGAAUUUUUACUCCGAGAAUGAGGAUUGGCUAAAACCCUAUGCGGCUUUCUGUUUCUUACGGGACUUUUUUGAAACAUCAGACCACAGUCAAUGGGGUCGCUUUUCUCAUUAUUCGAAUGACAAGCUUGAAAAACUUGUCUUGAAAGACAGCUUUCACUACGACAUAAUAUGCUUCAACUAUUAUGUCCAGUACCAUUUACAUUUACAGCUAUCAGAAGCUGCAGAAUAUUCAAGAAAGAAAGGAGUUAUUUUGAAGGGAGACCUACCUAUUGGUGUUGACAGAAAUAGUGUGGACACCUGGGUCUAUCCAAAUUUGUUCCGUAUGAACACUUCUACCGGAGCCCCUCCUGAUUAUUUUGAUAAAAAUGGCCAGAACUGGGGAUUUCCUACUUAUAACUGGGAGGAAAUGUCAAAAGACAACUAUGGUUGGUGGCGUGCUCGAUUAUCACAGAUGGCAAAGUACUUUACAGCUUACAGGAUUGAUCAUAUAUUGGGUUUCUUUAGAAUCUGGGAGCUUCCAGAGCAUGCUAUGACAGGUCUACUUGGAAAAUUUCGGCCAUCUAUCCCUCUGAGUCAGGAAGAACUAGAACGAGAGGGAAUAUGGGACUUUGAUCGCUUGACCCGUCCGUAUGUUAAACAGGAGUUAUUGCAGGAAAAAUUUGGAUCUUCUUGGACUUAUAUUGCUGCAAAUUUUCUACAAGAGUUUCAGAAGGGCCGUUAUGAGUUCACUGAGGAGUGCAACACGGAGAAAAAAAUUGCUGCCAAGUUGAAGUCAUGUGCAGAGAAAUCUAUAUUGUUGGAGAGCGAAGAUAAGAUACGUCGUGAUCUCUUUGAUCUUCUAAAGAAUAUAGUUCUUAUCAGAGAUCCGGAGGAUGCAAGGAAAUUCUAUCCUCGAUUCAAUCUAGAGGACACUUCAAGUUUUUCAGAUUUGGAUGAUCGCAGCAAAAAUGUUCUGAAAAGAUUGUACUAUGACUACUAUUUUCAUCGGCAAGAAAAUCUUUGGCGACAGAAUGCCUUGAAGACAUUACCUGCCCUCCUGAACUCAUCAGAUAUGAUGGCCUGUGGGGAAGAUCUGGGACUUAUUCCUUCCUGUGUUCAUCCUGUUAUGCAAGAAUUGGGGUUAAUAGGUUUACGCAUUCAACGGAUGCCCAGUGAACCUGGACUAGAGUUUGGUAUUCCUUCUCAAUAUAACUACAUGACAGUGUGUGCUCCAUCUUGCCAUGAUUGCUCUACCCUUCGUGCCUGGUGGGAAGAAGACGAGGAAAGAAGACAUCGAUUUUUCAAGAAUGUAGUUGGUUCUGACGCAUUACCACCUAGUAAUUGUGUACCAGAAGUCACACAUUUCAUCAUAAGGCAACAUGUUGAAUCUCCAUCAAUGUGGGCAAUUUUCCCUCUUCAGGAUUUGUUAGCAUUGAAAGAAGAGUACACAUCACGCCCUGCAGAAGAGGAGACAAUCAAUGACCCAACAAAUCCAAAACACUAUUGGAGAUUCCGUGUACAUGUCACACUGGAGUCAUUGCUGAAGGAUAAAGAACUGAAAAUGACCAUUAAAGAUCUUGUCCGUGGUAGUGGAAGAUCACACCCUCGAGUGGAUCAAGCAACAGCAGCCAUUACUUCGGAUAAGCAACAGAUUGCCAAGGUCCAGGAAAAGAACCCAACAGUAAAGCCUCUAAAUGGAGUUCCGCGGAAGGAGACUGUAGCUGUCUUGUAAGUUUGGUAAUGUUGUGUAGAUGAAUUAUAUUCUGCCGGAGCGAACCUGAAAGAAUAAUGAAGAACCUGGUAGAUAGAGGUAACUAUGUCGCGCACUUUACAUGAUAGUGUUGUCAGAUUAGCAGCUCCAUCCGAUAAUGUAAUAUUUUGUUGGUAAGAUAUUUGAUGAUGGGCGUGGCAUAAUGCUGAUGCUAAUAAAACUUGGUAUCGCUAAGUUCAUCCUUUCUGCUUGUAUAUUGAAACAAACAUAAUAAAUAGUGAUACAAGUGCUCUGUUAUUACAACA